Venturia canescens is the source of this 2415-nucleotide messenger RNA. It is a transcript of the gene Rab21, whose product is annotated as RAS oncogene family member Rab21. Lineage: Eukaryota; Metazoa; Arthropoda; Insecta; Hymenoptera; Ichneumonidae. The record is from RefSeq and is a predicted model, not a curated record. Gene Ontology annotation, biological process: Rab protein signal transduction. Gene Ontology annotation, cellular component: Golgi apparatus; endosome. Gene Ontology annotation, molecular function: GTP binding; GTPase activity. Bases 660 to 1493 code for a protein of 277 amino acids. The transcript is spliced from 6 exons.
AUACAGGUGACGGACAGAUUUGAGAAUCCCUUUACGCAGCUCUCUUCGCGCAGGGCUCUCGUUUGCGGCGGCGCUCGAGUACAUCAUUAGUCAAUUGAGCGCUACAAUUGAUCACGGCCCGCCAAUAAUCCAAUUUCAUCCAUAUUUCAGACAUUCCCUACACGACUACUCAAUUCGAAAAGAACCCCUAUCAAUUAUCGUUGAACGAGCUGUUUUUCUUUUACGUUCUUUUCAUGAAAUCGCGUGAUAUCGCAUAACGAACGAUCGCGCAAAAAAAUAGCGCACCGAAUUCAAGCGACUUCCGGUCAAAAGCGUCUUUCCCCACUGUAACUAACCUGUUUGUCGGUGGGAUUUCGUCUGAAAGCUGUUACCGAUAAUGAAUAAUUUUUUUCAUUUCCACAUUGGAUGUCGCAUGGAGGAUAGACGUUCAACGACCACUGACUUCGACGUAUUGUCGGAAUUCCGAUGAUUUUCACAUAAUAUUGUAAAAAACAAGCAUGAAAUUGACAGUCGCAUGAAAGAAGAAUGACGUUCGAAAGUAUUGUUUUCACGCUUGCGAAAUGACAGUGGAGGGGGAAUGACGUAGCGCGACUCGGUCGUGCGUUUGUCACAAAACUCGCAGAUCGUAAAUAAACAAUGAAAUCGUAAGAGGCUGACUGAUGAUUUGCGCAUGGAAAAUCGUGACCGGCGUCGUUCUGAAUUUUGACAGACUAGUCAACGACAGCCACAAUCGCGAAGGGGGAGUAAUGCGUUGCAGCAGGGGAGGGAGAGAGUUCAACGCCGAUUGGCGCGAGCGGAUUGCUCGACUGCUCGAGUCAAACGAUAAGCUCGUGUGUUGCACGAGCCAUCGGAAAGACAGUUUCAAAAUCGUCCUCCUCGGUGAGGGCUCGGUCGGAAAAACUUCCGUUGCCCUUCGUUACUCGGAGGAUGUCUUCAAUGACAAGUCCAUUUCCACGACACAGGCGGCGUUUUUCAAGAAAAAAUUGAACAUCAAUGGCAAAAGGGUUAAUCUUGCCAUCUGUGACACCGCCGGCCAAGAAAAGUUCCAUGCCCUCGGGCCUAUUUAUUAUCGACAGUCCAACGGAGCUAUACUGGUCUACGACAUAACGCAGGAACGAACUUUUCAACAGGUCAAGAGCUGGGUGAAAGAACUGAAAAAAAUUCUUGGUGGAGAAAUUCUUCUUGCCAUAGCUGGUAAUAAAAUUGAUCUUGAAAAAGAUAGGAAUGUCACUGUUCAAGAAGCCGAAGAAUACGCAAAACAAGUAGGAGCUGUGCACUUCCACACGUCGGCCAAGCAGAAUCGAAACAUCGAAGAGAUGUUUCUGGAUUUGACUCAAAGGAUGAUGGCCUAUGCCGAUGAGAUGGAGCAGAAAGAAUCGCUGACGCGAACUAACAGCAUGCGACGUAAUGUCGUUAUAGUUGAGGACGAGAUGGACGAGAGUCGAACGAACAAGAGUUCCUGCUGCGGGGGAGGCCCUUCUCAAGCCUCGUAACUCGGGGCCCUCGUCGCUUUUAUUCCUCAAACCCUCGUGUGAAAAGCUUUAAAUAUUAUAUAAUAUGUAUCUAUACACAUCAGGUGGGUUUCAGAUGAUAGGCAUCAGAUUUUCCAUUACUCGAGCUAUAAAAAGGAAAAAGUAAAACUAAACUCAUAUAUAUCAAUGCAGAAAAAUGAUGUCUCAUAUACUAUCGUUAUGAUUAGUUAAUAUAUUAUCAAUCGGGUAUGAAUGAUAAUUAAUAUCUUCAACGUAUAAUAUUUGUUACAUCAUUACUACUGCGGCUGUCAUGCAAUUUUGUUACAUAUUUUAUAAUAGUUCAUAUAUAUAUAAUCAGAUAUAUGAUGAUGAUAAAAUAUGAGAGAUGUAUAUAUUAGUCCUUUUUCUAUGUACUCUGUGAAGAUGUAACGCAUCUGCUCGUAAAAUCACCGUCAACUCGCUCUUUAUCCACCGAAGUUCGAAACCAAAAAGGAAUUGAAUGAAAGAGGAUUUUCGAAAACAUGUCAAAUCAGACGAAGUGUUCGCACGUGCGUAUAAACGUGAAAGAUUUAAAUGAACUGGGGAGUACGUGUUCUAUGCAUACUGCCAAAUGAUGGGGAUGUGUGCGUUCGUUCGGUCGAAUAAAUUUCCGUGGAAAAUGAAAUUUUCCACGGAAAAACGAUAAAAGAGUCGACCUAUCGCUCGUUAUUAUUACUGUACCAUACCACUAAAUUUUAAGUACAACACUGCGACUCGAUCGUGUAUAUUAUCGAAGCCAUAUGAAUACGUAUAUGUAACUAAGGGGGACAUUGGUCUCGGUGUAAAAACCCCGAAUGACGUAACGAAGGGUACCAGAAUAUUUGUAGAUCGAAGCGUUUUAGACAAAACUUUGAUUCGAAAGUACGAUUGAUGUACGGUGCAAUAAAUCUGUAACAAAAGUCGA